GACUCUCACCUCGGGAUGGCGAGGCGCUGUCAGGAGCUUCACGAUGGGAUCGUUCGGCACCUCGAGCGCGAGCUCCAAGAUCUCGCAGUUGAAGCCAGACCAGCGUUUAUAUCCAAUGGAGUAGACAUCCAGUUCUGGGGCUACCUCAUACUCAAGGUGCUCUCAGUCACCCUCUUCUUCUUCGCACGUGAACUUGCUGGUCGACAGCACUGGCACUUUGUGGGCGGCGGCGAGCACGACCAGGCUGCGCGCGGCUCCGCGCCCUCAGUCUGCGCGGCGACGCGGGCCAAGUGGCACUGCAGGAGUUGCCUCCAUGCUGUCGGCAAGCCCUCCCUCAACUUCGCUGAGAAGUCCGAGUGCUACAUGUGCAAGCGGCCCAAGUCUGCGGAGCCCGGCCCAUGCGGGAAGGAGAAGUCACCCUCGGUCAGCAUUCGCCGCGGCACAGGCUCGGGCAAGCCAGCACCCUGGGCUCGCGAUGCGGAGGAGCCAAAGUUGCAGCAUAAGUUGCAGACCCAGCUGCAGCAAAAGGCCAAGCUCAUCCACCUGCUCCGGGAGGUCGACGGCCAGUCGGACAUCGCCGCGGCUCGCAAGCGGCUGCAGGCCGUCGGGCAGGAGCUGGCCCACGCCAAGAUCAUCAGCGGCUCGGCGGCCGAGGCUCUCGCCGAGCAGACGCGGAUGGCGCUGCGCCAGAUCGGGACACGCGAGCGCGACCUGCUGAAGACCUCCUCGGGCGCCACGGCGACGCGGACCAAGCUGGUCGACGUCCAGGCGGGCCUGGCCAACGGCGAGAAGCCCGUCACCGACACGGCCGCCGUGCCCGACGGCGCCACGGCGGCACGGCAGCCGGCGCAGCUGUUCCGCGAGUGCGUGGGGCAACACAUGGUGCACGGGGCGCCGGCGCCAGCGCCCGCGCGCUGGCAGGAGCCGCAGGCGCCCGCGCAGCUUGCGCAGCCCCCGCCGCGGACAGAAGUCUCGGCGCGCGCAGCCCCGCAGGCGGCGCAGCCGCCGAGGGCGUUUCUUUUCGAGCCCAGCGAGAUGCGCCAGCGGCCUCAGCAAGCCGGGGUUGCAGUCUCAGUGUCCGACUUCGAGGCGCAGCGGGAGUUCGAGCGCACGAGGGCACUGGCCCUCGCCCCAGUCCCCCUGCUGGACGAGCCGGCGCCCCUCGCCGUGCCCGCUGGCAAGGACUCGCUCGUCAUCGGCACGACCAACGGCGACGCGCGGGCAGGAGCCCGCAAGGUUGCCGAGCGACUGCAGGGCGACCGCAGGCGGCUGGGAAGGCAGCACAGUGGCGAGAUCUCCCCCGCGGUCUCGCGCGCGGCGGGGCUCGUCGGCCGGCUUGGACGUCGAGCCCAGGCGGAGCCCGUGCUGCUGAUCCCCAUUCAGGCUGCCGAUCCCCGGAAGGGCACCGCCGCUGGCCGCGCCGCUGGCCCGGGCGCCUCCGCGCCCGAUCCCGCGGACAUCAACAAGUCCACCCAGAAGGAGCUGGCCUCCGCGGUGGUCAAGCACUCGGAGAAGUACGACAAAAAGCUCAAGACCGUCCAGGACGACGUUCGGCACUGCGCCCAGCGAGUGGAUGACUCAACACAACAGCAGGAUGAGCUCAAAGGCCAGGUCAGAGAAAUCGAAAAAACAUUCCUCGUCGCCGAGAAGGCCGUUGGCUUCACGGACGCGAUCCACCUCUCCAUCUGGGACCCGCCCCCGGAGCCGAAUGUCUUCACUGUCAACGCCAAUCGUGAACGCAAGAUGCUGGAGCAUCUACGGACGACAUCAACCUUCAUGAAGAUACUCCGGCAAGGCGCUUCCACGUCGAGGUCAAGGGCGGCGCGGCGGGCAACCACAAGGCCACUGAGCUCGGCAAGGCCCAAGACCAUCACGGGCAAGUGGAAGGAGUUGUCCGCCACGUCCGUCACUGACGCCGUCGGCCCCCUCUACCUCAACCCCGACAGACCCCCCCGAACGCAAAGGAUGGCAUUGCAGACGAAACGUCUCAAGCAAAUUUUGAAACUCCCCCACCCUAAGCUGGCCUUCUGGCCGAACCGAGCCAAAGGGGAAGUCGAGCUGGACCGCAUUCCAGGCGCACGAGCACUGGCACCCGAAGUCCCCGACACCCCCUUCAAGAUCGAAUGGAACCACCCAGAGGCUGACAGAGCGGCCAUCUGCAAGGAGGAUGUUGAGGCCGAGUUCAAGCGCAUCUUCGAGGUGCGCGGGCGCCACGAGGGGCGCGCCCCUGCAAUCGCCUUCGUGAACGUCCACGACCACGGCCUGAUAUCACUGGACCGGCGGAAGGUUGCCGUCGCCUGGCACGCGGCGCGCCAGCGGGCGCAAGCUCGCCCGAAGGCGCGGCUUCUCUUGGACGCAGGCGAUUUCAAUUACGACGACGGCGCUAACCUCAGCUAUCUCGAUCCGUCCAGGUCGGCGAUGAAGCGGCUGUUCUCCUCGACCCCGACGCCGCAGCCUCCCGCGUGCGCCAGGCGGCCACAUCUGUUCUUGAUCGCCAGCGUGCUGACGCUCAGCUUCACGCCGCCGCCGCUCAUCAGAGAGGCGCCCACGAUGCCGGAGCUGCUCGUUGGACCGGGCCGCGAAGCUGAGCUCGGACUCUGCGCUGGCGACCUCGGGGUGGUGCCCUGGGAGUUGGCAUCCAUUCGUUCUCUCGCCGUGCACAUUGGUGCCAUGAGCUGGUUGGCUUGCCUCUCCCUGCAGCCGAAGAAGUGCGCGUUGGCCCCGCCAUGGCCGUCGACGGCACCGCUUGCUCAUGCCCGAGACUCGAUCCGAGCGGCUCUGACUGAGUUGGUCCUGGAAUGGGGGGAUUUUGCGAUCGAGUCCGCGGCGAAGUACCUCGGACUUGUCCCUGGAACCGGCGCGACCCUCGAGGACUCCUGGCUCGGGGCCUCGAACAUGCAUCGAUCCCAGGUGGCCAUCCUCAGGAGAACUCCCGCGGCCACCCUCGAGGUGAUCAAGCUCUACAACUCUUCUGCAAUCACGGUACUGUCGAACUUUUCUCAACUCCUCCCGCUUCCGGAAACCUUGUUCAAGGCGGAAAUCGACGUAUUGCACAGUAUCUUGAAGGCGCCUCCGAUGUCGUUCAACCUCUCCGAUCUCCUCAGCAUGCGCACUGGAGCCCUGUUGUUGGCCAACCGCGCGGCCAAGACAGACCUGCUGGAAGCUGCCCUCCGUGACCAGCGCCCCCACCUUCAACGUGUUCACUGGGAGGCGGCCUCAGCCGCCCUCUACCCCGAGGUUGCUUCCCCUGGUGUAUUGUGGGCGAACAACCGCACGCUGGCAGGAGCAUGGCCUACGUCCUUCCAGAUGCACGUCGGCAUCCGCCAUUUGCCCUACCGGUUCGGUUGCGAGGGCUGCAACGAUGAGAUCGUUCAUGACCAGACCUGUCGCAGGGCCUGGCGAGCGGUCUGCCAGGCGACGUGGUCAUUCGCGCAUUCGUCUGUGCUACACAGAUUGGCCUUCGGCGAAGAACCAGCAUACCAAGACGCUUGCCGCAGACUGCAGCACGGUUGGCGCGCCUCUACCACAUUCACAACAUUCUUCGCCACCGUCCGGGUGCACACGUCCAACCGCCGGACGCGGCAGUCGCAGCUGCGAGGGUCGCGGCACACCCG
This is a messenger RNA of Prorocentrum cordatum, 3614 nucleotides long. NCBI's taxonomy places the organism in Eukaryota, Dinophyceae, Prorocentrales, Prorocentraceae. The record is from the annotation of a GenBank genome assembly.